This is a messenger RNA of Poecile atricapillus (Black-capped chickadee), 1145 nucleotides long. RefSeq names its product crystallin alpha B (gene CRYAB). Gene Ontology annotation, molecular function: protein folding chaperone; structural constituent of eye lens. Gene Ontology annotation, biological process: protein refolding; response to heat. The coding region runs from base 479 to 1003 and encodes 174 amino acids. The transcript is spliced from 3 exons. The record is from RefSeq and is a predicted model, not a curated record. Lineage: Eukaryota; Metazoa; Chordata; Aves; Passeriformes; Paridae.
UGGGGCUCCCUUUGCUGCCGGGACAGGCGCAGCCCUGGUGGGCGAUGCUGGAGCCGAUCUCCCGGGAACAACGGCCCCUUGUCCCGGUCCCUGAGCCAAAGAUAGGAGCUGCAUUGAUCCCGCUGGCAUCCAGAGCAGCUGGGAACACGGGCCAAGCCCGCCGGGGACUGUGGAUAAACAGCACGUGGGCAGCGGGGCGGGCGCGGGGCACUCCGGCUUCUUGCUGCCCCAUUGGGCUCCUCUUCUUCCUCUCUCCCCUUCCCCCUCCUCCUCAGCAGAGCGCUCAAAUCCCUCAGACAGCUACUGGGCACCGCCGAAGGGCCCGGCCCAGGAGUGGGACAAUAAAAUCCCUGACACCACUGUUCAAGAGGCCUCGGGGGGGUGGAAGGCCAGGCCAGCUGCACGGGUAUAAAGCUGUCCCCGCUCCCGGCACGCCACUGCAGCACAGUUGUUUGCCAGGCUCCUCCAGCGCUCUCCAAUGGAUAUCACCAUCCACAACCCCCUGAUCCGCAGACCUUUCUUCUCUUGGUUGGCACCGAGUCGUAUCUUUGACCAGAUUUUCGGGGAGCACCUGCCGGAGUCGGAGCUGCUCCCUGUUUCCCCCAGCUUCAGCCCCUUCCUGAUGAGAUCCCCCAUCUUUCGGAUGCCCAGUUGGCUAGAGACAGGACUCUCGGAGAUGCGACUGGACAAGGACAAAUUUUAUGUGAACCUGGAUGUGAAGCAUUUCUCCCCUGAGGAGCUGAAGGUGAAGGUGCUCGGGGACAUGAUCGAGAUCCACGGGAAGCACGAGGAGCGCCAGGACGAGCACGGCUUCAUCGCCAGGGAGUUCAGCAGGAAAUACCGGAUCCCCGACGACGUGGACCCGCUGACCAUCACGUCGUCGCUGUCGCUGGACGGGGUGCUGACCGUCAGCGCUCCCCGCAAGCAGAGCGAUGUCCCCGAGCGCACCAUCCCCAUCACCCGCGAGGACAAACCGGCCAUCGCAGGCGCCCAGAGGAAAUAGGGGCUGCUCUGCUGUCCCCCAAAGCCACCCCUGCAGGGCCCUUCCAGAGCUCUUUCUGCCACCGGGUGCCGGCUGUACUGAAUGGCUGCUCGGAUUAUUUAUGCUGAGUAAGUUUACUAACGAAUAAAACCAUGGAGAAGCA